Drosophila hydei is the source of this 1649-nucleotide messenger RNA. It is a transcript of the gene Or42a, whose product is annotated as odorant receptor 42a. Gene Ontology annotation, biological process: detection of chemical stimulus involved in sensory perception of smell; sensory perception of smell. The coding region runs from base 413 to 1639 and encodes 408 amino acids. Gene Ontology annotation, cellular component: plasma membrane. The transcript is spliced from 3 exons. The record is from RefSeq and is a predicted model, not a curated record. NCBI's taxonomy places the organism in Eukaryota, Metazoa, Arthropoda, Insecta, Diptera, Drosophilidae. Gene Ontology annotation, molecular function: odorant binding; olfactory receptor activity.
AACUGUUAUUUAAUUACAAUAUUGCAAAGGUAUAUAAAAUACGUAGACUAAUUGAAAAUUGUGUGCAGUGGCUCGGAGUACGCCCACGGGGCACAGCGAACAGAAUUCAUCAAUUAUUGACGCUGUAUUGUGAGCUUUAACACUUUGCUAAGAGCAACGUCGAACAGUUGUCGGCUAUGGAGACUGGUAGCGAUGCGCUACAUGGGCCAUAGAUGUAGUCGGGUAGCGUAGUCGGAUAGUUCUUGCAGCUCGACGCCGUUUUUGGCCAUGCAUUUUUCACAUUUGCAUUGAUGGGUUUAUAAUCACAGGAUACGUGCUGAACCUCAAGGCUAUGUGGCAUGCGCCUAUAUAAGGCUGGCAGCUGUUGUGGCAUUAGUUCCAGAAGUAGCCAGAGUCGGUUGCAGUUGCCAACAUGUUGCUGCGUCGCAUCUUUCCGAAUAUGUACAAAGUGCCAGACUCUGCUCCCGUCGAGUCUCGCAAGGCUUCGCUGUAUUUGCUGCGCUGCGUUUUCCUAAUGGGCAUCAGAAGCCCGCCUAAGAGAUUCUUCUUCAUCUACGUCCUGUGGUCGUGCGCGCUAAAUUUGAGCUCUACUUUCUAUCAGCCCAUUGGCUUUCUGGCUGGCUACGUUUCGCACCUGUCCCAGUUCACGCCCAGUCAAUUCCUCACCUCAUUGCAGGUGGCCUUCAACGCUUGGUCCUGCUCGACUAAGGUGAUCAUUGUCUGGAUACUGGUCAAGCGUUUCGAUCGGGCCAACGAAAUACUCGACGAGCUGGACAAAGUUGUGACGCUGCCAAGCGAACGUGAAAGAGUCCAUCGAACUGCGGCCAACAGCAAUUGGAUCUUCUUCUGCUACAUGGGCGUCUAUGUGGUCUACGCAUCGAGCACGGCUCUGAUCGCCGCCAUAAUGGGCGUGCCCUCCUUUCAGAACUAUUAUCCAGUGCUCGAUUGGCAUGCCAGCCGUUUUCAGUUCUGGCUGCAAUCGGGCCUCGAGUACUUUGCCAUGCUGGGCGCUUGCUUUCAGGAUGUCUGCGUCGAUUGUUAUCCCGUUAACUAUAUUCUACCCUUGCGCGCUCACAUGGCCAUCUUCAGGGAGCGACUGCUGCAGCUGGGCACUGAUCCCGACGAAAAGCCGCAGCAACGUUACGAAAAACUUAUCGAUUGCAUCAAGCAUCACAAAAUCUUGCUAAGCUACUGCGACAAUUUGCGUCCCCUGGUGGGCGGCACGAUAUUUGUACAGUUUCUGGUAGUUGGCUUGGUUCUGGGCUUUACGAUCAUUAAUAUCGCGGUGUUUGCCAACUUUGGCUCUCGCAUUGCGGCUAUGUCCUUCGUGUGCUGCAUCAUGCUGGAGACGACGCCAUUCUGCACACUCUGCAAUUAUCUGGCCGACGACUGUUACCGGCUGGCGGAUGCCCUGUUCGAGUCCAACUGGAUCGAACAGGAUGAGCGCUAUAAGAAAAUCGUUUUGCAAUUCCUGCAAACUCUGCAGAAGCCCAUUGUCUUUAUGGCCGGGAAUAUUUUCAGCAUUUCGGUGGCUACGAAUCUGACUGCCACCAAAUUUUCAUUCUCUGUUUUUACGCUGGUUAAGCAAAUGAAUAUAGCCGAGAAGCUAGCCAAGUCAGGAUCGAACAUUGAAUAUUAGUAGGCACUCG